Messenger RNA from Lactuca sativa (garden lettuce), 1780 nucleotides. RefSeq lists its product as uncharacterized. Gene Ontology annotation, biological process: proteolysis. The record is from RefSeq and is a predicted model, not a curated record. Gene Ontology annotation, molecular function: cysteine-type peptidase activity. Lineage: Eukaryota; Viridiplantae; Streptophyta; Magnoliopsida; Asterales; Asteraceae.
CGAUGCAGACCAGCAAUAUGUUGUUGGAGUGUUGAUAAACUACAUGAGCGAGAAAGAGUAGAGUGUAGGAAAAUUGGUCUGGGUAUGGGUGAAUUGCAAGAUCCAUUUCAAUUCGUCAAUGAAGCAUCGGGAACUGGUAAUGUAGGGCAAGAAAAGGUUCAGGGAAAUGAUGCAGGAGAUGUAAGGUGUAAGGGAAAUCAUGGAGAUGAUAUUUUUAGUGGAAGUGGGGAAAGUGUUGAGACAACUGUUAAAACAAUAAAGGAGAUGUACGACAUGAUAUUGCAGCAAAAGAAAGUGUUGGAAGACAAAAUAAAUGAUGCUGUCAAGAAAUAUCCUGAUAAUCAGUUGGUCAAAGAAUGGAAAAACAAAGUAAAUCAUUUGUUUACUGAAGUUUCUGCAUCAGAGGAACCAGAACAGUCUCAAUGGUGGUAUGAUAACGAGGCUGAAAUUGAACGUACGUUGAUUCUAGCUACAACUAACAAACAGUUUGACAACUCCCCGAUAGCAAAAUGUAGUAUUCAAAUGUCACAGGAAUAUGCAGAUUUCGCGAAUAGAUCUGGAACAAAAUCUUUUAAGAAUACACCACCAUCUAAAAUGGAAAUGCCAAUUCCUUUGUCUAUAGUACCAUUCAACAAAGAUGAACAUUGGGUUAGUAGAAGAGGGUACAGGCCUCGCAUGAAAUCCGAAUAUCUGAAAUCUCCUUACGUUAUACGGGCUGUUGAUAUCAUCAAAGGAGUUCCACGGCAGGAAAAACGUGUAACAGAAUGGAUAUUCUCUCUCCAGGGAGAUCCAAAUGAUAUAGUUUUCCACACUCUGGAUGGGUUUUCUGCUCAGAGGUUUCAUAUGGAAAGUUUCUUUCCAACAUGUGAACUAUUUGGCCAUGUCAUUGAUUGUUGGAGUCAAGUGUUGAAUCUUGAUGAAAGUAAGUGUGCACCUGAAUCGCCCCUGAGAGUUUAUUGCAAGACAGACGUGACGAAUUCGUAUCUAGAAAGUGGUUUAACAGAAAGUCAACGUAAAGAUAAAUUCAUUGAGAAUUUGGUGCUUUCUGUUGAAGAUAUGGACGCAAGCCUACGUUUUGUUGGACUGCUUUUCCUACCAAUCAUCCGUUCCUUCCACAUUUUCCUUUUUGUGAUCAAUCUACAACAACCAGAGUUUGUAAUCGUUGACAACAGCAAAGUUGAUGAUCCUGAUGGUGAGAGAUAUGGUCAGUUGCCCCAAAUCAUUAAAGAGUACAUAGUUGAUUACUUAAAAUCUCAGAAUCAUCCAAAAGCUGAGAUGUUUUCACAUGUGAUGCCACAUAGACUGGAAAUGCCUUGGAGAACAAUAAACAACAGCAUUGAUUGUGGUGUGUUUACGAUGCGUCACAUGGAAACAUAUAUGGGUGGAGGUAUGAAUGAGUUUAAAGCUGGAUUCAAGAACGAGUCUUCUGCACAAGAUGAUCAACUUGUUAAACUGAGGACAAAGUAUUUAUACAAAAUCCUCACUCAUGAAUAUAAUGUUCAAAAUGAUUAUGUGCUGCAAAAGGUUGAUGAAUUCCACAAGAUUCCUUCAAAACAACGUUCUCAAAUGUUGGCCAUUGCAAAGGAAGAAAUUCACAGGAGAUUGGAUGUUUUAAGUUAGUUGUUUUAAAAAAGUUAUUUUAGUUAUGACUUUAAUGGUUUCUUUUGGAUGGAUUAAAAACAAUGCUUUUGUAUGCUAAGGAUGUUAACUUGGGUUGCUGAACGUACAAUACUUACUUUUGGUUUGCUAAUUUUAGUAAUGGACUAGUGAUAUUUUAGUA